Molecule: messenger RNA, 3029 nt
Organism: Mauremys reevesii (Reeves's turtle)
Lineage: Eukaryota; Metazoa; Chordata; Testudines; Geoemydidae
Exons: 6
Coding region: 95-1366 (423 amino acids)
Biological process (GO): regulation of apoptotic process; innate immune response; inflammatory response
Cellular component (GO): canonical inflammasome complex
Source: RefSeq, a predicted model, not a curated record
GGGGUGGGGCGAAGGGAUCCCGGGAGGCCGAUGGGGAAAUCGCUUCCCAGCAGGGGCGGGCAGCAGCGCCGAGCUCGCGUCGGGCAGGGCCGCCAUGGAGCAGCUGCUGAAGCAGGUGCUGGGCCCCCUGGAGAAGAAGGGCGAGCGGGAGCUGCAGCGCUUCAGCAAGAGGGUGGAGAAGUGUCUGCUGAGGGAGGGGGAGAAACUCCUCGCCGCGGACACGCCGGAGGGCGGGGCGGAGCCGGCCGCGGAUCUUAACGGCCGCGGGGACAGCGCCGAGCACUACGGGCUGACACACCCGGACCGCAUCAGAGACCUGGCAGAGGCGCUCGGCACAGACGUGCCCCCUGAGUCUGCAGCCACUGCUGUGCAGAGCAAGCCCCUUCCUGCCGCUGCCACAGCCGGAGCAGCAGAGUCCCUCCCCACAGUGAUUCCUGACUCUGAGCAGCUGGAAAUUCUCCCUUUGGACAAUGCAGAGGGACACACAGUUGUCCUGCGGAGCCCGGAGGUAUCAGAAAUAUUCCAGUCUCAGCCACUGGUGGAGGGCAGCCACGUGGCCUUCAGCUGCUUCGUCGCAGGGUACUUCCCCCAGGAGCUCACUGUGACCUGGCUCAGGAGGGAGAGUGGAGCCAGUGUGGCCACGCCCAUCGAGGACUCUGCUGAUUACGCCAUCAUCCACAAGGAGACCCGCACCAAAGACAAGGAGACCUACCAGCAGAUGGUGACGCUGUCCUUCACCCCGUCGGCACAGAGAGACCACGGGGCAGAGUUCAUCUGCCAGGUGGGACAUGUGGCCCUGCAGACCCCCAUUGAGAGGAGCACCGGGACGCUGGAGGUCAAAGGUGUAGCUACUCCCGACGCCAAGGAAGUUGCCCCCGAUGACAGGGAAGUUACUUCUGUUUCCAAGGAAGUUGCCCCCGACAUGAGGGAAGUUACUCCUGUUUUCAAAGAAGUUGCCCCCAACUCCAGAAAAGUUACUCCUGUUGUCAAAGAAGUUGCCCCCAACUCCAGGGAAGUUACUCCUGUUUUCAAAGAAGUUUCCCGUGACUCCAGGGAAUUUAAACCCAUUUCCAGGGAAGACAGAGGAAGCGGAGCUGGUAGAAAAGAGACACACUUUGUGGACCGGCACCGAGAACAGCUCAUCCAGCGAGUAACUCUGGUCGAGGGUGUCCUGGAUAAGCUGCUGGGUGACGACGUGCUGGACAAUGAGCAAUACGUGACCAUUACAGCCGAGAGAACCAACCCAAUGAAAAUGCGGAAGCUGUACGAGUUCAUGGUGAGCUGGAACAAGUAUUGCAAGGACCAGCUCUACGAGGCGCUGAAGGACAAGUGCAAGUUCCUUGUUGCGGAUCUGGAAGGGGAAUGAAGACAAUGAACACACACCCCCACCACACACACACACACAGCCUUUCCCUUUGCUUCCAGUGUCUGUUCCAGGGAGGAAAACCCAUUUCUGGCUCUUCCCCAUGUUUCCAAAGGUGUCACAACUGGUUAAGACGAGGGCUGCGUGAAAACUUCCCCUUGAAAUUAUUUUCCAAUGGAAAAAUCAGGUUUUUAAGAAGAUAAAAUAUCUACUUUCUGAGAAAAAAAAUUGUUGAAAAACCAAACACCCAAACCAAAAAAUAUUUCAGCCAAAACCUGAACAUAUUUCAAUUUGGAUAUAACUUAUGGUAGUUGUAGUUCACUUGCCUCAUCCCCAUUCUCAUCUAUGGACCAGGGCCCUUAGCUGGACUACAUUUCCCAUGAUACACCAUGGCCAGGGAUUCCCAUGAUGCAACUGCCUCCUCACCAAAAGGAGAGACCCUGGUGCAUACUGGAGGCCAGACUGCAGUGGAGAAUGGGGUCAUGGGGCACCCAGAUUUCAACGCCCACUUGGAACAGUUCCAAAUCAAAAUAUUUUGGUUUUAGUUUAUGUGUUUGGGUUUUUUUGUUUUGUUUUUGCUGAAAAGUUGAACUUUUCAGUGAAAAAUCUGGACAAGAAUGAAAUCUGUUUAUCUGUUUUUGUUUUGUUUUAAAACAUCAGUGGAAAAAUCCUUCGUUUGCCAACAUCUGAGCCCCAAACCAAACUGCAGCUCCCUCUCCUCGCCUGGCUCUUCCAGCCACCUCAGCCCCUGGCUGCUUCAUUCUGUUGGCAACUGAGCGUGAAGGGCUGGAGGCUGAACUGAACAGCUGCUGGGCUGCGCUGGUGAGGACUGCCAAUCUGGGGGGCUCAUCUCCAUCUUAUCCUAGUCUCUGGGAAGAUAAAGGACGUCAGCCCUGAAUCCCCACAGCUACAUUCCAUCCCUUGCAGGGCCAACACUUGGCCACCGCAUCCCUCUCUUUGGAUACAAAAAGUCCAGAGAUGCCAUCCUAGAGUUUAAAGCCAGAAGGGACCAUUAGAUCCUUCAGUCUGACCUUCUGUGUAGCCCAGGCCCUGACAUUUCACCCAGUUAUCCCUGCACUGAGCCCAGUGACCUGCGUUUGACUAAAGACUCUUCCACAAUGGCAGCUGGUCAGGUUUUGAAGACACCAAGAAAUGGAGGAUUCACCACUUCCUUUGGGUGUUUGUUCCACCCUGAGUGAGAAAAAUCGGGGCCUGAUUUCUAAUGUGAACUUGUCUGGCUUCAGCUCUCCAGCCCCGGGUUCUUGUUCUGUUUUUCUCCAGUAUAUUGCAGAGCCUCAGACGCUGCAGUAUGCUGUGCCCUUCCCCCACGCUCUCACUUCCAUUACAGACCCAUUCGUCCUUUGUAUCAGGGCUUCGGGCACGGCGAUUCCACCACUGCCAGGACGAGGCUCUGCUCUGCUUCUCCCUAGACGUUCCCCAAGCCAGAACCGGGCAGCUGCCCUGGGCCGUUGCUGUCCAUCUAAGUCCGCCAGCACCAACCUCUCGGGGCCCUGUCGGGAGAGGGGGCUGCCUGUCACCCAGCCUGCUGAAAGGGGAAAUCACUGUAAUUCUCUCGUUAACUAAUAGGGGCUGGUUCUUGUGAUUAGUUUAACAUAGAGCAACUUUUGUAUCUUUGUAUUUAAAUUAAAAAGCAGGUGGUACCGGG